UUUCUAAUAUUAAAUCCUUGAAAGUAAGUGUUUCGUUUUCCACUUCGUUAUGCAAGUGACAGCAUAAAUAGUGUUCGUAAAAUCUUUCCGUUUGUAUUGUUUGCCAUAUAAGUGCAGCUGCAAAAAUGUCGGACGAAUUUGUGGUGAAUGUACCGUACCACUGAAUGGAGAGGGCUGCAGUAUGUGUUAAAAUGUGGCUAGUCUCUUUUGAGUAAAUUCGCGGAAACCGCAACCUUGUGUUAUCUUUUUCGUAAGGUACAGAAAUCUUGGAGUUUGGUUUAUAUUAAAUUCAGAGGUACAAGGAGGCAAAGGCCCAUGUAUGGGAUUAUGUGAGAUUCACCACCAUUCCAUACAUGUGUGUACACACAGACUGAAGUACUAUUCUAAAAAAGAGAAGAAAAGCGAAGUCUUCCCAUGCUGCUGUUUUGCUCAGUUGGGAAUUGCUUUAGCGUGGAAGUCAGCACUGUGAAAACACUGUAAUAUAGACCUUUUGAGCACAGUCUGUAAUUGUCAUUUGUGCUACCUUAACAAUGGCAGUUGCGAUCACUCUCCUUGACUGUGACCUUAUGUUGUUUGGCCGUGGACAUAGGACUCUGGAUAGAUUUAAACUGAAUGAUGUAACUGACGAUUACUUGAUAUCUGUGUUUGGCUUUCCUAAACAGUUUAUUUACUACUUGGUAGAACUUCUGGGCCGAAGUUUAUGCCGUCCAACGCAAAGGUCUAGGGCUAUUUUGCCAGAGACACAAAUUCUGGCUGCUUUAGGAUUUUAUACUUCUGGAUCAUUCCAGAAUCUAGUUGGAAGUAUCAUUGGAAUCAGCCAGGCAUCCAUGAGCAGAUGUGUUGCAGAUGUUACAGAAGCACUGGUUGAAAGAGCUUCCCAAUUAAUUUGUUUCCCAUCGACAUUACCUGCCCAGCAAGAAAUUACUGAAGAGUUCUUUGGUGUAGCAAGAAUGCCUAAUGUGAUGGGAGUGGUAGGCUGCACCCAAGUGGCCAUCAAAGCCCCGAAUCCAGAUUUGUCAUAUGUUAACAAGAAAGGCUGCCACUCGAUCAGUUGUCAGCUAGUUUGUGAUGCCAAGGGACGGAUUCUGAGUGUAGAGUCACAUUUUCCAGGGAGCUUACAGAGUUCAGCUGUGUUUCAGCAAUCGGAUGUUAACAAACUCUUCCAUGAUGGAGUCUUGAAAGAUGGAUGGCUGCUCGGAAGUAGUGUUUACAGUCUCCGUAAAUGGUUGUUGACUCCCCUGCAAAUACUUGAAACACCAGCAGAUUAUCAGUACAACAUGGCACACACUGCAACAUACAGCAUUAUGGAACAGGUUUUGACAUCACUCCGUUCUCGUUUUCGUUGUCUGGAUGGCUCUAAGGGUACUUUACAGUAUACUCCAGAGAAAUGCGGUCAUAUUGUUGUGGCAUGCUGUGUACUCCAUAACAUUGCUUUACAGCGUGGGUUAGAACUUUGUACCCCUGAGGAGCUGGUGAAGCAGGAGCAACCAGAGGCAGAAGAGUAUGAACCAGUUGAUUCCAUUGAUACUGAGGCAUUUCACAUGCGACAAGAAUUCAUUCAGACUCACUUCAGCUGAAACGUGUUAAGUUAUGAAUGGCUUAAAGUCAUAAAUCACCAGAAUGUGUAAAUUUAGUUCAGAGUUUUAUUGAAAAUAUCCGUUAGUUCAGAGUUUCUGUAUGAAAAUAUCCUUGAAGGUUUUAAAAGACUUAAUGGUCCUGGUACUCAUCUUCAUUAGUGCAGCUGCAAGUAUAGUAUUUACAAGCUGGAGUAUUUUUGCUAAUAUUGCCUGUAUUCGCUGUACAAUGCUGAUAUGUGAAAUACUAUAAUUUUAAUUUUC
Messenger RNA from Protopterus annectens (West African lungfish), 1838 nucleotides. RefSeq names its product harbinger transposase derived 1 (gene HARBI1). Lineage: Eukaryota; Metazoa; Chordata; Ceratodontiformes; Protopteridae. The transcript is spliced from 4 exons. Bases 531 to 1577 code for a protein of 348 amino acids. The record is from RefSeq and is a predicted model, not a curated record.